Messenger RNA from Clavispora lusitaniae ATCC 42720, 2343 nucleotides. RefSeq names its product mRNA-binding protein (gene PUF3). The record is from RefSeq and is a predicted model, not a curated record. Gene Ontology annotation, cellular component: cytoplasm. Gene Ontology annotation, molecular function: mRNA 3'-UTR binding. Gene Ontology annotation, biological process: nuclear-transcribed mRNA catabolic process, deadenylation-dependent decay. Lineage: Eukaryota; Fungi; Ascomycota; Pichiomycetes; Serinales; Metschnikowiaceae.
AUGCCAUCCGAAACUAUCUGGUCAAACCUGUCUGACCCCGCGAGUCCUCGAGUCACGUCAAAAUUCCGUUCCGUUUUCGACCAAGUUGAUUCGAAUACUGGUCUGAUGGAGUCCAGACGUUUCUCAUUUCAAGAAACAAGCGAACUCGAGUCGAACCUCUUUGAUUUCAAAAACAGCUUGUCUCAAGUGCCCUAUGCUGCAAGCACAGGAGGACCUCACGCCCCAGUGACUUUUGCAACGUCUAAGAAUGCCCCAAUUCAAUUAGGAACUGCAUCUAUCAGUGGCGGUAUCGCCAACAUUCAUCCACCCAAGGAUAGUUUUCUUCAGAAAUUCUCAAGCGUGGCAGAUGCUACUCGUGAUAUCGAACUCUCUAACUCGAUAGCUACACUUUCGUUGGAUGGAGGUGCCCGCCGAACAAGCUUCAAUUAUGAAAACAAUGUACCGCUGUUGAAUGUUUCUCCUCAUGGAUCCAUGAACGAGAAUUUGAAUAUCGCUUCUUCCAGAGGUUCGAGACACCAAUCGAUCAGUGAAAAAAUUGACAAUUUCAACAACAACUCCCCUAUUCAAACCCCUGCAGUUUUGUCUUCAGAUUUGAACAAUCCUGGAAACAAUGCUUCGGGGGCAGACGCAUCAAAGGCAGCUUCCAAGCAUCCGCAAAGUUUUUGGAAUCCUGCUACUGCAACGUCUUUCACGCCAGCUGCAACCUUUAACUACUUUCUUGAAAACUCCCCUUUUCCCCAUGUUGGUGCGCCUAUUCCUCCAAAUCCUUAUCCUAAAUCGGGUCCAAUGAUGCCUCCAAUUCAUACGCCCCCUUUCAUGAUGGGUAAUUUUAUGGAAGGCGGAGUCAGCAACAUGAUGAGUGGUACCGAAGGCACUCCUGAAAGUGAUAGUACAUCUGUUUCUGGGGUCAGCGAAACCAAAAAACCGACUGAACCGGUACAAGAAGGCGCACCAGUAACAGGAUCGAAGCUGCCAACUAGAAAUGCUGGUAUUCCUGGAAUUGGAUUAAUGAGUCGCCAACCUCAUCCAAGUGCAGCAGGAUACGUAUUUCAUCCUUUUAGUCCUUAUUCGAUGUAUACACCAACCCCUCAGGGUGUAUCUCCACCACCUCCUCCGAUAGAAGUCAGAGCAGAUGGAGGAUCGUCUGCUCAAGGCUUUGUUCCACCACUUUCUGGACAACCUCAUCACGGAAAAAGAGGUAAAACCGGCAGAGGAGGACAUAAUGGUGGCAAAAGCAGCCAUCACAUAUACCGCUCGCCUUUGUUGGAAGAAGUGCGUUCCAACCCCAAGAGUAAAGAGUUUUACUUGAAGGAUAUUCAUGGGCAUGUUGUUGAGUUCACCAAAGAUCAACAUGGCUCUAGAUUUAUUCAACAGAAAUUGCCUAGUGCAACAGCGGAGGAGAAGGAAAUGGUAUUCAGCGAGAUCCAAGAUAUUUCUUAUGAUUUGAUGACCGAUGUGUUUGGUAAUUAUGUGAUUCAGAAGUUUUUCGAGUUUGGAUCUGAUAGUCAGCGACAAAUUUUAUUGGGCUAUAUGAAAGGAAAUAUCCAUGAACUCUCAUUGCAAAUGUAUGGCUGCAGAGUCGUCCAAAGAGCUUUGGAAGCGAUUCCUUUGGAAGACCAAAUCGAAAUCGUCGAGGAAUUGAAAGAUCAUGUUCUCUCAUGCGCCAAGGACCAAAAUGGUAAUCACGUUAUUCAAAAAUCUAUCGAGAAGAUUCCGUUUGAAAAUGUUCGCUUCAUUUUGGACAGCUUAGAUAGCCACAUUUAUCACUUGUCUACUCAUCCAUACGGUUGUCGGGUAAUUCAACGGUUGUUAGAAUACUCAGAUAUUGAAGACCAACAACAUAUUUUGGCUGAGUUAAACAGGUUCCUCUUUUACUUGAUUCAGGAUCAAUAUGGAAAUUAUGUGAUCCAACAUAUAUUAGAACGUGGAACACCAAGUGAGAAAGAGGAGAUUUUUGAAGUUGCAUUCAGCUCCAUUGUAAAUUUCUCCAAACACAAGUUCGCCUCUAAUGUCAUAGAAAAGUGUAUCAAACACGGCACUUUAGAACAACGGAAAAGAAUCUGGCGUGAAGUCAUGUUGGGAAAUGAAGAUUUGGAGAAGGAAACUGUCGCUGAUGACUCUCCGUUGGCUUUGAUGAUGAAAGAUCAAUAUGCCAAUUAUGUGAUCCAGAAACUUGUCGAGUGUUUCCAUGCUAAGAGCAAAGAGAAGAAGGACUUGGUGGUGAAGUUGAGACAAUAUUUGAAACAGCUCUCGAUGAAAAACAGUUACGGCAAGCACCUUGCUUCAGUCGAGAAAAUGAUUGCUGUAGCUGAAACGGCUUUGGUUGAAGCUGAUCGGUCGUGA